Penicillium expansum is the source of this 4308-nucleotide messenger RNA. Its product is annotated as 3'-5' exonuclease. Gene Ontology annotation, molecular function: 3'-5' exonuclease activity; nucleic acid binding. The record is from RefSeq and is a predicted model, not a curated record. NCBI's taxonomy places the organism in Eukaryota, Fungi, Ascomycota, Eurotiomycetes, Eurotiales, Aspergillaceae. The transcript is spliced from 3 exons. Gene Ontology annotation, biological process: nucleobase-containing compound metabolic process. Bases 1 to 4308 code for a protein of 1435 amino acids. Gene Ontology annotation, cellular component: nucleus; cytoplasm.
AUGCGGCCGAAUCUUUUAGCAAGUCGGAAGGCCUCAUCGUCGAUUGCAAAACAUAGCGGGCACCUGGUUAGGUCCAAACCUCAUGGGUCACUUCGGUGUGGACUUUUCGAGCGGCGGCGUGGCCCCGAUACUUGCGCACGAUCUGUUCCAAGGAUCCGACAGGUUUUACCGAAUACCAGCUUCACAUAUACCCCGCUUCUGGCCUCCCAAUCAAAGCGGAACUUUUCCAAUACCACUCGCAGAGAAGGCAUAUGGGAUGAUGACGAUGAAGUUCCAGAGCCAAAACCCGUUCAACGAAUUCCAGGCCGGCCGGCCUUUGUGCGUCCUACCCGACAUCGAGACUUGGGCAGCUUGGUUAGAUCGAGAGUAGACGGGAAAAACCGAGUUUCUCAACGUCUACGUAUUGAGAAGGAGUUCGAUUCGCUGCAUUCAUAUCAGGAACUUGUUGAGAAUUUUAUCCAAUUGAAGUACAAACACGUCGAUGACCUCCUUGAAGAAUCCUUCAGGGCCAAUUUGGCCUAUGAAUCCGAAUAUGGAGCUAUCUCGUCAAUAUUCCGAAAGCGAAUCAAUGAUGUGGUCUCACGGAUAACAAAACAGGUUCUCCAUGCCGAAAAGACCACCCAAGAAUAUGUGACUGAAUUUGAAAGCCUAUCAAGCUUCAUCAGCGCGCACCUUGUAACUAUGGUCUCAGACAACACGAAAAAAGUUCUGCGAGCAGAGAAGAUCACUCAAAAGUAUAUCACUGAAGUGAUAGAUCUGUCAUCUUCCAUCCUAGGAUUAGGCCGAAUACAGGCUUCUGUCACGAACGCAGAGAAUACCGGUCGGAUGAUUGAGCAUGAGUUCUGCUCCAUUGUUUUUGGUAGAACUCCAGAAUGGGAAAGAAAGCUGGAAAUAUCCGCCCAGAAGAUCCAUGCUUGGCAGAAGUGUCUUCGUACAACUCACAGAACACUCCUGCCAUCUCUGGUGGACAUUUCUGAGCUGUCCAUCUGUCGGUUGAGAGACACUCUCAACAAUGAUCACCUACGGCCCCGGCACACAGUGAGAACUCGAAUUGACACUCUUCUUCUUGAAAGUGAAGUGAUUCAGAAGAAGUACAAUGAGUUGAGACAGAAAUGCCUCAACGCACGAAGUUUCCCCAUCAGGGACCUUUGCUGGGAACUUCAAGCAAAUUCGAAUCUUCACCCUGCCGACAAACGGGUGUUUGGCCAGUAUAAAGAAAUCCUUGAGCUUAGUGAUCGCGAACUUGGUAAUCGUGCGCAUUAUUACCGUGCAUUCUGGCUCAGAAGGCAGCAGGCUUUGCGUCCACUUCGACAAAGUGAACCAUGGGAUUUGCAGGAUUUCAUGGCGGCAGCUGCGGCUGCACGUUCUCCCCAAGCUACUGGCAAGCGAGUCUUACUUGCGCUUGCACUUGGUGCACGAAAGAACUCACCGGCAAGUCAGUACUUGCACAAAAGUCCACUCAUAAUAUCCAAGAAAAUCUAUCUCGAAUACAAGCGUCUUUGGAUGCCAAAGCCUGCCCGCAGUCCUGAGUUACAUAUAUACUGGCGACAGUUGGAUGUAAUGGCGCCACUGCUUACGGCUGGUGUUCACACGUGGGGGCUUCACAAUGAAGUUUGGUACCUCUACCACAGCCUCAAAGGUGAUCUUGGAGCAUUGUGGAGUUGGGUACCUGAGCAGACCAUGAUGCACACUGUUCCAGAAAUAGCCACCUGGUGUAUAGAAUUCCAGAAACAUCGCAGCGCUCUUCGACAAUUGACCACUGAAUACAGACAUUUGAACUGGCUGCGUCUUCGAUCAGAAACCUUGCUACAUUCAAUGGGGCAACGUGUCUACCUUGCUGGAAAAUUUGAAGUCCUCAAUCCAAUGAGCCAGGAUGUCCAUAGCUUCAAGAAAUGGGCCGUACACAUGGGCCAGGUGGCUUUUGACGCCUAUAUUCCCAGAAUGGCCAUCCAGCAGACGCGAGGUGAUUGGGAGUCUAUCCACAACGAGAUUGAGCGCAGCAUUGGGCCUGCUGCUUCCGUAGACUCCCACUUUUUAGAACUGGGUUCUUCGAUGAAGAAGCUCAGGCGUAAGAAGGGACGAGAGGAAUCCGCAUCUCCCAAGGCCAAGGCCGCUUUUAUCAAAUCAUCUCAAAGCCGUCUUUCAAGAUAUAUGAAACUCCAAUUGCCGGGGCAUUCCGAGUCUUCGCCUGCCAGUCAGGGCAACCCGGAGCCCGUUCAGCCUGUGAUACCCACGAAAGGUUUCAAGGGAAGAAUAAGGCUGCAACUGAAGAGGAAAGCUGGACUACGGCGUGCAGCCGAGUUAGCUGCUAAACACAGUAGAGAGGAGGACAGCCGCCGAGGACACGAAUUACUCUCCGGUCCUUCGACGGUAAACGCCGAGGACCUCGCAGCAGAGGGCGAGCUUGUAUACAAUCAACCUGUCCCAGUCGAUUCGCCUACCAACCAGGGCAAUCAGGAGGACAUUCAGAUCAUCGACAAGCCAUCACCCAAACUCCAAAAGAGAAAAUAUGGGAGCCUCGACGCGCCUAAGUUCAACCCGUUCCUAGUCAAUACGCCUGCCGGUCAGGACAAUCAGGAGGCUAGUGAGAUUAUCUACCAGCCAUCACCUAAACCCCGGAAGACAAGAUACAGGAGCCUUGACGUACCUGAGUUCAACCCGUUCCUAGUCAAUGCACCUACCGGUCAGGACAAUCAGGAAACUAGUGAGGUCACCCACAAGCCACCUCUCAAACUCCGGAGGUCAAGAUAUAGGAGCCUUGAUGUAUCUGAGUUCAACCCAUUCCUAGCCAAUGCGCCUACCAGUCAUGACAAUCAGGAGACCAGUGAGGUUACCCACAAGCCAUCACUCAAACACCAGAAGACAAAAUACAGGAGCCUCGACGCUCCUCAGUUUAACCCGUUCCUAGUCAAUGCGCCUACCGGUCAGGACAAUCAGGAAACUAGUGACGUCACCCACAAGCCAUCACUCAAACAUCAGAAGACAAAAUACAGGAGCCUCGACGCCCCUCAGUUUAACCCGUUCCUAGUCAAUGCGCCUACCGGUCAUGACAAUCAGGAGGCCAGUGAGGUUACCCACAAGCCAUCGCUCAAACACCAGAAGACAAAAUACAGGAGCCUCGACGCUCCUCAGUUUAACCCGUUCCUAGUUAAUGCGCAUGCUAGCCGGACAAAUCAUGAAGGAGGCCAGGACCUUCCCAAGCCACCCCCCAUACGCUCAAAGAGCAAAGAGGUGGGUCUCAGCACGGAGCAUCAUCUGGAUGACCUCCGUCCACCAAUUUCAAGAGAAGCCAGCGGUACAUCCCCAAGCACACGAACAUAUAACGGACAACGACCGGCAUUGAUGCUGCCGAGGAAGCCAUUCGCUAAACCAGGACAAAACCAUGGGAGAGAGUAUAGCACAGGUGCAAUCUUCAACCAAACAAACUUUCCACAAAGCGGUGGCAUCAGUGAUGAUUCCCUGUCUGAACGGCCGAUUAAAACCCAUAUGUCCUCAGUUCCAGAUACCACGACCGGACAUAAACCAGUAUCCAUUGAAGAAAAUGACACCACAGGUCAACCAAUCCCAUCUUCAACACCUGAGUUUUGGAGUCAUAGCUCACAGCAAAGCCCCGAUGGCCGGAAACUCAUCGUGCAUUAUUGCCGGACUCUCCAAAGUACCGAAGAAGCUGUGCAACACUUCCUCGGGAGCAAAGUCAUUGGAUUCGACAUGGAAUGGAAGGCUCAGGCAUCCGGCUGGGACAGCAUUCAGAGCAAUGUCUCGGUGAUCCAAAUCGCAAAUGAGGAGCGUAUCGCCAUCUUCCAGGUUGCACUUUUCAAGCCUGCACGUUCUCUAGAGGACUUGGUUUCCCCAUCAUUGAAACGCCUGGUUGAAUCUCCGGAUGUCACAAAAGUGGGUGUCUCGAUCAAGGCAGACUGCACGCGACUGCGCAAGUAUCUUGGCAUCGAUGCCAAAGCCACUUUCGAGCUCAGCCAUUUGUACAAGUUGAUCAAGUACGGCAGAGAUAAUCCCAAAUUGGUGAACAAAAGGGGCGUCAACCUCAGCGAGCAAAUAAAUGAGCAUUUCGGUCUCCCCCUUGAGAAAAGUGAUGAUGUCCGCUGCAGUGAUUGGACUCGGGCUUUGAGUUAUCGUCAGGUCCAAUAUGCUGCUACGGACCCGUAUGCUUGUGUCCGUUUGUUCCAUACCAUGGAGGCGAAAAGAAAAGCCAUGAACCCAAUGCCGCCUCGUCCUGCGUUCGCUGAACUCAACCAACCCAUUGUUCUUCCACUCGGAGAAGCAGUCAACAGCGAGGAGGACCCAGUGGUCUGA